Messenger RNA from Colius striatus (speckled mousebird), 1151 nucleotides. It is a transcript of the gene GTF3A, whose product is annotated as general transcription factor IIIA. The transcript has 9 exons. Gene Ontology annotation, cellular component: nucleus. The record is from RefSeq and is a predicted model, not a curated record. Bases 1 to 1086 code for a protein of 361 amino acids. NCBI's taxonomy places the organism in Eukaryota, Metazoa, Chordata, Aves, Coliiformes, Coliidae.
AUGGCCGGGGAGCGGGCGGAGGCGAGCGCGCCGCGGGGCGGCGGGGCCGCGCGCGCGGGCACUCCCGGCGGCGGCGGCAGCGGCAGCGCGCUCCCCGCCCGCUCCUUCAUCUGCUCCUUCCCCGACUGCGACGCCACCUUCAACAAGGGCUGGCGGUUGGAGGCCCACCUCUGCCGGCACACGGGCGAGAGGCCGUACGUUUGCGAUUACGAAGGCUGCGGCAAAGGUUUCACGAGAGAAUCCCACCGCGCUCGACACCUUCUCACGCACACUGGGGAAAAGUCUUUCCAGUGCACGGCUGAGGGCUGCAAUCAGAAAUUUGUAUCAAAAACAAACCUAAAGAAGCACAUUGGGCGCAAGCAUGAAAAUCAGCAUAAACAGUAUGUGUGCGACUUUGAAGGCUGUAAUAAGUCUUUCAGGAAACAUCAACAACUUAAAGUUCAUCAGUGUCACCACACCAAUGAACCUCCCUUCAAAUGUAAUAAUGAAGGAUGUGGAAAGUACUUUUCUACUCCAAGUCGACUGAAGCGGCAUGAGAAGAUACAUGAGGGCUAUGCGUGCAAGAAAGAAAACUGCUCGUAUGUUGCAAAAACGUGGACAGAGCUUCUGAAACAUAAUAAAGAAAGUCAUACAGAGCCCAUAGUCUGCAGUGAGUGCAACAAAACUUUUAAACGGAAAGAUUACCUCAAGCAGCAUCAAAAGACACAUGCUGUGGACAGGGAAGUCUGCCGCUGCCCGAGAGAAGGGUGUGGGAGGACUUACACAACUCUAUUUAACCUUCAAAGCCACAUCCUCUCUUUUCAUGAGGAGCAAAAAUCAUUCUCUUGUGAUUAUCCAGGCUGUGGAAGAGCGUUUGCCAUGAAGCAGAGCCUGGCAAGGCAUGCUGUGGUACAUGAUCCUGAAAAGAGAAAGCUGAACUUGAAAGCAAAGCGUUCUCGUCCAAAGAGGAGCUUGGCCUCUCGCCUGAGUGGCUACAUCCCUCCCAAAGCACAGCCAGGGCAGGCUGGGGCUGAGACAGAGAGCAAGUCAAUGCACGAGCCCGUGGGAAAUGAAAUUCCAGCUGUUGAGAUUCUGACUCUGCAGUAAGGCUUAACAGCGACAACAUUUUUCACCCAAAGACCACUGCAAAGCUCAACAAUAAAUUUAUUAUG